AUGACAUUAACAUACCCUACCCUCCCCCCAACCCUCCUCAUCAUCUCCCUAAAGAUGUACUUCACCCCCGCCCGCACCCAAGAAUACUGCCGCGCCCUCCUCGACCCGCAGAAUAAAAUCGUCCGACCCUCACACCACAACUCCAAGCUCCUCCUAGCCCUCAUCCCCGACUUCCUCACCAUCUACCCCUGCGCCGAGAUCAUCAAGCAAUGGGAAGCAGCGACAUCGCCACCCCAACAACAACAGCAACAACAACAAGACCGGACAUUCCUCCUCGGCGCCCAAGACUGCUUCUGGGAGACUCAAGGCCCCUACACCGGCGAGGUCUCGCCGUCCGCUCUGCGGGCGCUGGGCGUCUCGAUCGUGGAACUCGGCCAUGCGGAGCGCCGCGAUCUCUUCGGCGAGACCGACAAGCAGACCGGCCGCAAGGCGGCGGCCGUGUGCGCCAACGGCAUGGUCCCCUUGGUGUGCAUCGGCGAGGUCACCGCCCCGGGCCCCGUCGCCUCGCAGGCUGUCGGGCGCGCGGUGCAAGAGUGUGCGGGCCAGGUGCGCGCGGUGCUGGACGCCAUCCCCGCGGACGCGCCGGUCAUCUUUGCCUACGAGCCGGUCUGGGCGAUUGGGAAGCCGGCGCCCGCGGGCGUGGAGCAUAUUGCUGCGGUGGUGGAGGGGAUUAAGGCUGUGGGCAUGGGGAGUGGUGGUACCGCCGGCAGCCGCGCGGGGGAGGUCCGCAUUCUCUAUGGGGGAAGUGCCGGCCCCGGGCUGUGGGGCGCGGGCGGGCUGGGCAAGGCCGUCGAUGGCAUGUUCCUGGGGAGGUUCGCCCACGAGAUUGAUGGGGUUCGCAAGGUGGUUCGCGAGGUCGAGGAGACGAUAGGCUUGACGGCGUGA
This is a messenger RNA of Aspergillus aculeatus ATCC 16872, 885 nucleotides long. RefSeq names its product triose-phosphate isomerase. The coding region runs from base 1 to 885 and encodes 294 amino acids. The record is from RefSeq and is a predicted model, not a curated record. The transcript has a single exon. Gene Ontology annotation, cellular component: cytosol. Gene Ontology annotation, biological process: gluconeogenesis; glyceraldehyde-3-phosphate biosynthetic process; glycolytic process. NCBI's taxonomy places the organism in Eukaryota, Fungi, Ascomycota, Eurotiomycetes, Eurotiales, Aspergillaceae. Gene Ontology annotation, molecular function: triose-phosphate isomerase activity.